AUGUCCAAGCACAUCGCCAUCGUUGGAGCAGGACCAUCUGGUCUAAGCCUCGCGGCUCUCUUGCAACACCACUCGAUCCCCUUUACGAUUUUCGAGCGAGAAAAGUCUACUAGCUCUCGCUUCCAAGGCGGUUCCCUCGACCUCCAUCCAGAGUCUGGUCAAGCAGCCUUGUUCGAAGCUGGUCUUGAGGAGCAGUUCAAAAAGUACGCACGCUAUCACGACCAGGAUUAUCGUUUUGGUGAUAAAAAGGCCGUUGCUUGGUUGUUCCACAAAGCAACUGCUGAUGCAGAGGGACGUCCGGAGAUUGACCGGGCAAAGCUUCGCAAGAUUCUUAUUGAGUCUCUCGACCCGGAGAAUAUCAAGUGGGAUCAUCGACUAUCUGAGAUUGUUCCGCAAGAGGAUGGAAGAGUUGAGCUGGUUUUUGAGAACCAGCCUGAGCCUGUUGUAACUGACCUUCUUGUGGGGGCUGAUGGAACCUGGUCUAAGGUUCGACCGCUUCUGACGAGCUGGACGCCCAAGUACACAGGGUUGACAGUCAUCGAUUGUCGUAUAUCCGAUCUGGACAAGAGAUUUCCCGAACUUGGAGGAUUCAUCGGUCGUGGCACCUCAUUCUUCCUCUCCGAAGGCAGUGGCAUUUUCAUCCAGCGCAAUGGAGAUGACAGCGUGAGAGUCUACCCCUGUCUUCGAGUCGAAGAGAACUGGCAUUCAAAGGAUCCCUCAUUCGACUGGAAUGACGCGAAGAAAAUGACCGACUAUCUGAUUGAUAACUUCUUCUCCACCUGGGACCCGCGUCUCCAGGAUGUCAUCCGCAAUGUCGACACAAACAUGACUCCCCGCGCACAGUAUCGCAUGCCCUUGGGUCUACGCUACGAUCAUCACCCUGGCUUGAGUCUUAUCGGAGAUUCUCUUCAUGUCAUGUCGUGGUUUGCAGGAGAGGGUGCGAACCUGGCUAUGCUAGACGCCCUGGAUCUUUUCCAUGAAAUCAAGGCGCACCCAGAUGAUAUGGAUCUUGCUGUCCGUCGUUACGAGGAAAAGGUGGUAGCCACUGGGCGGGCGGAUAAUACGAACGAAAUGUCGCAGGAUUUGCUUGUCAAGGCUAUGUCAGAUGAUGCCCCUCGGGCUUAUGUUGAAGGGAUGGCCAAGGCAAUGGAUGUUUGGUUCACUGACGGGAAGUUGCUGGACAAGAUUGAUCGAGAGACAUUGUUCAAUAACUAA
This is a messenger RNA of Fusarium subglutinans, 1215 nucleotides long. RefSeq names its product monooxygenase FAD-binding protein. The record is from RefSeq and is a predicted model, not a curated record. NCBI's taxonomy places the organism in Eukaryota, Fungi, Ascomycota, Sordariomycetes, Hypocreales, Nectriaceae. Gene Ontology annotation, molecular function: FAD binding. The transcript has a single exon. The coding region runs from base 1 to 1215 and encodes 404 amino acids.